Molecule: messenger RNA, 2872 nt
Organism: Hippopotamus amphibius kiboko
Lineage: Eukaryota; Metazoa; Chordata; Mammalia; Artiodactyla; Hippopotamidae
Gene: SUPV3L1
Product: Suv3 like RNA helicase
Exons: 15
Coding region: 52-2412 (786 amino acids)
Biological process (GO): RNA catabolic process; mitochondrial RNA 3'-end processing
Cellular component (GO): mitochondrial degradosome
Molecular function (GO): hydrolase activity, acting on acid anhydrides; RNA helicase activity; ATP binding
Source: RefSeq, a predicted model, not a curated record
GCCGCGUCCCCAGGCUGCUGCAGCCGGCCGCCCUCCGGGCCCGCGGUCUCCAUGUCCUUCCCGCGGUGUGCCCUGUUGUGGGGUCGGCUCCCCGCGGGGCCGCAGGCUGGCCGCCGGGCAGCCGUCUGCCCUGCCCUCCGCGCCCACAGCAGGCCUUUUCCUGGGGCUCUGGGGCGCGUUCCUGCCGUUGCCUGCGCCUCUUCCUCUGCUUCAGGAGGCUCCAAAGCCCCGAACACGUCCUUGUUCGUGCCGCUGACUGUGAAACCUCAGGGCCCCAGCGCGGACGGCGACGUCGGGGCCGAGCUAACCCGCCCGCUGGACAAGAAUGAAGUAAAGAAAGUCUUAGAUAAAUUUUACAAGAGGAGAGAAAUUCAGAAACUGAGUGCUGAUUAUGGACUUGAUGCUCGUCUCUUCCACCAAGCUUUCAUAAGCUUUAGAAAUUAUAUCAUGCAGUCUCAUUCCCUGGAUGUGGACAUUCACAUUAUUUUGAAUGAUAUUUGCUUCAGUGCAGCUCAUGUGGAUGAUUUAUUUCCAUUUUUCUUGAGACAUGCAAAACAGAUAUUUCCUGUGUUGGAAUGUAAGGAUGAUCUACGUAAAAUCAGUGACCUAAGAAUACCACCUAACUGGUACCCAGAAGCCAGAGCCAUACAGCGGAAGAUAAUAUUCCAUUCAGGUCCCACAAACAGUGGAAAGACUUAUCAUGCAAUCCGGAAAUACUUAUCAGCAAAAUCUGGAGUAUAUUGUGGCCCUUUAAAAUUAUUGGCACAUGAGAUCUUCGAAAAGAGUAAUGCUGCUGGUGUGCCCUGUGACUUGGUAACAGGUGAAGAGCGUGUGACAGUAGAGCCAGAUGGGAAACAGGCUGCCCAUGUUGCUUGCACUGUUGAGAUGUGCAGUGUUACAACUCCUUAUGAAGUGGCCGUGAUUGAUGAAAUUCAAAUGAUUAAAGAUCCAGCCAGAGGAUGGGCCUGGACCAGAGCACUACUAGGACUCUGUGCUGAAGAAAUCCAUUUGUGUGGAGAAUCUGCUGCUAUUGACCUGGUUACCGAGCUUAUGUACACAACUGGGGAGGAUGUGGAGGUUCGAACCUAUAAGAGGCUUACCCCCAUUUCUGUGCUGGAUCAUGCACUAGAAUCAUUAGACAACCUUCGGCCUGGGGACUGCAUUGUCUGUUUUAGCAAGAAUGAUAUUUAUUCUGUGAGUCGACAGAUUGAAAUUCGGGGAUUGGAAUCAGCUGUUAUAUAUGGCAGUCUCCCACCUGGGACCAAACUUGCUCAAGCAAGGAGGUUUAAUGACCCUGAUGACCCAUGCAAAAUCCUGGUGGCUACGGAUGCAAUUGGCAUGGGACUUAAUUUGAGCAUAAGAAGAAUAAUUUUUUACUCCCUUAUGAAGCCCAGUAUCAAUGAAAAGGGAGAGAAAGAAAUAGAACCAAUCACCACCUCUCAGGCCUUGCAGAUUGCUGGCAGAGCUGGUAGAUUCAGUUCGAAAUUUAAAGAAGGAGAGGUUACAACAAUGAAUCGAGAAGACCUCAGUUUAUUAAAGGAAAUUUUGAAUAGGCCUGUGGAUCCUAUAAAGGCAGCUGGUCUUCAUCCAACUGCUGAACAGAUUGAAAUGUUUGCCUACCAUCUCCCUGACACAACACUUUCUAAUCUCAUUGAUAUUUUUGUAGACUUUUCACAAGUUGAUGGGCAGUAUUUUGUCUGCAAUAUGGAUGAUUUUAAGUUUUCUGCAGAGUUGAUCCAGCAUAUUCCAUUAAGUCUACGAGUGAGGUAUGUUUUCUGCACAGCCCCUAUCAACAAGAAGCAGCCUUUUGUCUGUUCUUCAUUGUUACAGUUUGCCAGGCAGUAUAGCAGAAAUGAGCCCCUGACCUUCUCAUGGUUACGCCGAUAUAUUAAAUGGCCAUUGCUUCCACCUAAGAAUAUUAAAGACCUCAUGGAUCUUGAAGCUGUCCACGAUGUCUUGGAUCUUUACCUGUGGCUGAGCUACCGGUUUUUAGAUAUGUUUCCAGAUGCCAGCCUUGUUCGAGAUCUCCAGAAACAAUUAGAUGGUGUUAUCCAAGAUGGUGUACACAACAUCACCAAGCUGAUUAAAAUUUCAGAGACACAUAAACUGCUAAAUUUGCAGAAAUUGUCAGAGAGCCAGUCCCAUUUGUCAGGAACAGUAAAGAGCCAAAGUAGAAGGAAUCGCGGCAUCAAAGCUUUAGGAAGUAAAACUGCUGAACCACUCAGCCCGGAGGCAGGAGAGAAAUCCCUCGCUUCCAGAUUGGUGCAGCAAGGACUCCUCACUGCAGACAUGCUGAAACAGCUAGAAAAAGAGUGGAUGACACAACAAACUGAACAUGGCAAAGGAAGAACAGAAUCUGGGACUUACUCAAAAGGGACAAGAAGAAAGAAGAAGGAACCUGAUUCAGAUUAGUUUUAUUUUUAUAUUUGCAAAUAAAAAUUAUUUUAAAAUCCAUUUUUCUUCACAUGCAUUUACUGCCUGCUAUGGUACUGUGGCUAUCUUUUACUGAGUUUUUUGCUUGCUAAGAAAAAUUAACUGUUAAAGAUAACUAAACUGCUGUUCGUUUCAUGUCUUAGAGGUUUUAUUUAAAGCUUUAUUUAAUGGCCAUUUGUAGUAUAGCACUAAGACAAUGCACUAUAAGGAACUCUGCAUGGGGAUAAAAUCCGUUUGGUGAGUUGUUUUGACCAGUUUCCUGUACCUUUGCUGAGGCUGUCACAGGUGGAAUUCUUUGACAAACAUUGCUGUCUAUUGUCCCCAUGUACCAGAGGCUGUUCUAGGUGCUGGAAAUGUGUAGUAAGUGAGAUAGAUAAUGUUCCUGUCCUUACGGAGAUUAUAUUUUGGUAUGGUGACGGACAGGAGUAAGUUAACAAAU